AUGGCGUUUCUCUGUUCGUCUCUUCCAAGCUCAUCAUGCUCUAUCGCCAUUUUCAGCGACUCAAACACAGAUGGAUUCCGGUCCUCUCCUCCGAGUUCUUCCUGUAGAUUCCGGUUACGUCCGAUUUCUGCCUCAAACAUUUGUGCUCCAGCGAUCGACAGGUCGACGAUCGUCAUAUCCGAAACGGCGUCGGAGGAUGAGCUCUGGGCUGCAGCUUGCCUCCGUGUACGGACCUUCAACGAAUUCGAUCCUUCUUCUUACAAUAUCCAAGAUCACAGGAGAUAUUUGGCAGAGCGUGAGUUCGAGGCGCUUAAGGAGAGAAUUUCAGGAAAGAGGGAAGGUUUUACCAAGGUGUCCUGCGUAAAUGCUACUCUUCCGUUGUCGCAACUAUCAACCUCCUCUGAGGAUUUAUGCUCUGCAUGUAAGUUCUCUGAUGGCAUAGAAGAUAGAGUUGUUGUGGGGAGCCUUGACCUUAACCAAUGCCGUUGGCUUCCUGAUGAAAUCGCUGGAACUAAACCAGAGGGGUUUACUGUGGAUUUUGGGAGGGCAUACUUGAGCAACGUAUGUGUAGCGAAAGAGCUGCAUCGUAACGGGGUUGGUUACAAACUCAUUGAAAAGUCUAAAGGGGUUGCUAGAGAUUGGGGGAUAACGGAUUUGUACGUGCAUGUGACGGUGGACAAUGAAGCAGCGAAGAGUCUAUACAUGAAAAGUGGGUUCGAGCGAGAGAGCGCUGAGCCAGCGUGGCAAGCUCGAUACCUCAACAGACCACAACGGCUCCUCCUCUGGCUCUCCCUUCCUACCUCCUGA
This is a messenger RNA of Microthlaspi erraticum, 807 nucleotides long. The record is from the annotation of a GenBank genome assembly. NCBI's taxonomy places the organism in Eukaryota, Viridiplantae, Streptophyta, Magnoliopsida, Brassicales, Brassicaceae.